UAAGGGCUACGAUAAAAAGAUUUAUAUAUUUUUUAACUGUGAAACAAUAGUUUAAAUUCAGAAAAGUAUUUUCGGGAUUGCAAUUUUACGAGUUUAAUACCAAGCUUUUGUUAAGUUUCACCGAAUCACGAUUUUAUUUUCCCUUUUUUCUUUAAUUUAUUAUUUUAUUUCGGGGAAUUAUUCUUAUCUCGUAUUCUGAUUUUAAAUAUUUUCAAAUAUUUUCUCAUUUAUUGAGCUCUUUUUGUUUAUUUCAUUCUUUUCUUUGAAAAGAUCCAUCGAUCCUUCAGCCCCGAUGAAGUUCCUACAAUCACCGUCCUAAAUCGUAGAGUGCGCCACAAAAUGGCUGCCAAAGUUGGGGUUUUAAGCUGUGUCGGUAUUAUAGAACAUGUAACACAAAUUCUCAUGAGAUGGUAGUUCUAUUCUAUACCUUGUCUAUGAUAUGUAUAGAUCAUUCACACCAAUUUACACAUGUUAAAGUAAAGUGGGGAAAAGAACUCUUUCCCAAUGUAGAAGUUAAUACAGAUGAAGAACCAAUGUUGUUCAAAGCACAACUUUUUGCACUGACAGGAGUGCAACCAGAAAGGCAAAAAGUUAUGUUAAAAGGAAUGACAUUAAAGGAUGAUGAUUGGGGAAACAUUAAGUUAAAAGAUGGCAUCACUGUAUUAAUGAUGGGUUCCAAAGAAGAGGAUGUACCAGUAGAACCUACUGAAAAGCCAUUAUUUUUGGAAGAUAUGAAUGAAUCUGAAUUAGCCACUGCUUUAGAUUUACCAGCUGGUUUGACAAAUUUAGGAAAUACUUGUUAUCUUAAUGCAACUGUGCAAUGCCUAAAAACUGUCCCUGAGUUGCGGGAUGCUCUAAAGAACUUUUCAGGAGGGCUUGCAGCUUCUGUUAGUUCAUCGCUUGUACCUGCGCAAAGUAUAACUGCUGCAUUAAGAGAUCUUUACAAUAGCAUGGAUAAAGGCUCAUCUUUGCCACCUGUUGUUCUUCUCCAAAUGAUGCAUUCAGCAUUUCCAAGAUUUGCUGAGAAAUCUGAACAUGGUAGAUUUCAACAGCAAGAUGCUAACGAGUGUUGGACUGAGCUCAUUAGGAUGUUGCAACAAAAAUUACCAGCAAAGGAAAAUCCAGUUACUUCAGAAGAUAAUGGACAGACUUAUAAACCUCGAUCAUUAAUUGAACAAUAUUUUGGAGGAACAUUUGAUACAGAAUUAAAAUGUAUAGAAUGUGAAGAUGAGCCACCUACUAAAGGGAAGGAAGAAUUUUUACAAUUGAGUUGUUUCAUUUCAACAGAAGUUAAAUACAUGCAUUCUGGACUUAGGAAUAAAAUGCAAGAACAACUUACUAAAAUGUCACCGACUCUAGGUAGAGAUGCAAUGUAUACAAAAACGUCGAAAAUUAGCAGAUUGCCGGCAUAUUUAACAAUUCAAUUUGUACGUUUUUAUUAUAAAGAAAAAGAAGCGAUUAAUGCGAAAAUUCUCAAAGAUGUGAAAUUUCCUCUUGAAUUUGAUGCUUUUGAAUUGUGUGGCAGUGAACUUCAAAGUAAACUUACUCCAAUGCGCGAGAAGUUUAAGGUAUAUGAAGAUAGUUUACUGGAAGAAUCACACUCUAUGAAAGAUAAAAAGGACAAGGUAGACAAUGAUAAGAAGAAAUAUAAACAAGAAGCUUUUUGGUUUGCAAAUGAUAUAGGGUCAAAUAACAGUGGUUAUUAUACAUUACAAGCGGUACUAACACAUAGAGGACGAUCAAGCAGCAGCGGUCAUUAUGUUGCUUGGGUUCGUCAAAAAAGUGAUACUUGGUUAAAGUGUGAUGAUGAAACUGUUAGCGCUGUUACUAGUGAGGAAGUAUUAAAACUUAGCGGUGGUGGUGACUGGCAUUGCGCAUACGUUCUUUUAUAUGGUCCAAAAAUUUUAGAAGUACCUGAUACAGAUAACAAUGAGGAUUCAGUUACCAAGUAACUCGAAUUUUAAAGACUAAAGUAACUGAAACAAAAUUUCUACUCUGCAUCUAUUAGAAAAAAUGCAUUUCCUUUUUUUUUAUACAGUUGAACAUCCUAAUAUAAUUUUAAUGUUAUAAUAUUAUACUAUUUGCAAAAUUGGUGGCAGUUAUUUACUACCUACCGAAUCAUAAAGAUGUCGUACAUUACAUACAUAAUUCUGCAUGAUAUGCAAUUGCCAGAACUAUGCAUUCAUUGAUUCUAUACGCUUAAACAAAAAAAACAAAAAUGGUAAUAAUGAGUCUGUAGAAAUACAAAUGAAUAAUUAUUGUAAACCAUUAAAAUGUUUUUUUUUUUUAUAAUAAUACAA
This is a messenger RNA of Osmia lignaria (orchard mason bee), 2300 nucleotides long. It is a transcript of the gene Usp14, whose product is annotated as ubiquitin specific protease 14. The record is from RefSeq and is a predicted model, not a curated record. Gene Ontology annotation, molecular function: protein binding; cysteine-type deubiquitinase activity; proteasome binding. Gene Ontology annotation, biological process: protein deubiquitination; regulation of proteasomal protein catabolic process; proteasome-mediated ubiquitin-dependent protein catabolic process. Lineage: Eukaryota; Metazoa; Arthropoda; Insecta; Hymenoptera; Megachilidae.